Messenger RNA from Xiphias gladius (swordfish), 1644 nucleotides. It is a transcript of the gene cryl1, whose product is annotated as crystallin, lambda 1. Gene Ontology annotation, molecular function: NAD+ binding; L-gulonate 3-dehydrogenase activity. Bases 293 to 1246 code for a protein of 317 amino acids. Gene Ontology annotation, biological process: fatty acid metabolic process. The record is from RefSeq and is a predicted model, not a curated record. NCBI's taxonomy places the organism in Eukaryota, Metazoa, Chordata, Actinopteri, Istiophoriformes, Xiphiidae. The transcript is spliced from 9 exons.
CAAGUUUUUCGUUUGUCCCGUUUAAGGCACGGUUUCACUUCAGUUUAGUCAAAAAUCAGGGAAUUUUAGCUUACUCAAAAGAUUAGCAGCUAAAUAUUGGCAGAUGUGUGUUUUGUGCCUUGUUUUGAACAAGGAAAAUACACUUUGUCGCACUCUUUUUUGGGUUUUUUUGUUUUUGGACCCUCUAGGUUACCGUACCGGGAUUCGGCAGUGUGACUCCAGACGGGCGGUGCAACAGUGUUGGUAGAAAUACUGCAACUUUAGCCCGAGCCGAACUCAUAAUAUCUGAAAAAUGAUCUCCUCUGACGUGAAGAUCAUCACUGUAAUCGGCAGUGGGCUGAUAGGCCGCUCCUGGGCUAUGUUGUUCGCCAGUGGAGGCUACAGUGUGAAAGUCUAUGACAACCAGCCAGGACAAGCUGCUAAGGCCUUCACAGAGAUCAGGAAGCAGCUGGAGGAGCUGGAGGAAGCCCACAUGCUUAGAGGAGAGCUGACUGCCGCGCAGCAGCUCGCUCUGCUCAGCAGCUACGAUGACCUGGCUCAGGCCCUAGAGGGAGCCUUCUUUGUUCAGGAGUGUGUAUUUGAGCAACUUGAGGUCAAACAGAGCAUCUUCCAGGACAUAGAGCGUCUUGUGGGAAAAGAUGUGAUCCUGAGCAGCUCCACCUCCUGUCUGGUGCCAAGCGACGUCUUCUCUAAAGUCCAGAACAGGAGUCGCUGCAUCGUCUCCCAUCCGGUAAACCCACCAUACUUUGUCAAACUGGUGGAGCUGGUACCUCACCCAGAGACUGCAGCGAUCACUAUGGACACCACCCAUGCUGUAAUGAUCAAGGUUGGCCAAGUGCCUGUCCAGCUGAAGAGGGAGAUCGAUGGCUUUGCCCUCAACCGAGUCCAGGCAGCCAUUAUCGCAGAAUCCUGGAGGCUGGUCCAGGACGGCGUCAUCUCGGUCAAGGACAUCGAUCUGGUGAUGUCAGAGGGGCUAGGAAUGCGUUACGCCUUCAUUGGUCCCAUGGAAACGAUACACCUCAAUGCACCUGAAGGUUUGGAGGACUAUAUGAAACGGUAUGGAGAGGGCAUAACGAGGGUCCUGACCUCCUUUGGGCCUGUACCAGACUUCUUCAGCGAGGGAGCCAAGAGCAUCGCGAAUGAAAUGUGCGAGCUGGUUCCCAGAGACCAGCAGCAUCUGUCGGCCAGGAGGGAGAGGAGGGACCAGCUCCUCAUGGGUCUGGCUAAGCUGAAGAAGGAUCACUGAAAACCCAUGCAGUGCUCAAAGCUAAUGAUUAUGAGUGCUGACUGAGAUGGACGGAUAGGAGUUAAAUGGAGGAAUUUGACAUAAAAGACACUAAAUGUACGAGACACAGGCACAAAUGUAUAUUAUACGGGAUAAUAAGAAUUAUAUCUGUGGAAGUAACCAAAAAUUGUUCAGCGAUUCUGUGGAUAAUUUUGGUACAUCGCUGCUGACAGUAACUGAGAACUGUGGCUGGCGAACCAUUAAGAAGCAGGGAUUCAUUUUUAAGCGUAUUUUUUUUCCAAAUUGACAGUACAUUUUUAUCUUUUUGUCUGCAACUUGGUUUCGAGACUAACAUUGUGGUAAUUAAGAGACUCAAUUAAAAAGCAGGUGCUACACACCACAUAAUGGAAGCUCUUUUU